Raphanus sativus (radish) is the source of this 2025-nucleotide messenger RNA. RefSeq lists its product as uncharacterized. The record is from RefSeq and is a predicted model, not a curated record. The transcript is spliced from 5 exons. Bases 450 to 1841 code for a protein of 463 amino acids. Gene Ontology annotation, molecular function: protein binding. Lineage: Eukaryota; Viridiplantae; Streptophyta; Magnoliopsida; Brassicales; Brassicaceae.
GGAUUUGUUCAAAAACAAACAAUCCUUUUGUAUUUUGAAUUAUUUUAAGAAAAAACAGAACCAUCAAUUUUUCCGUUUACGAACAUCGAGCAGAGAGAGAUAGACGACACAGACUCCUUCGUCAACCCUUUCUCUCCCGGCCUCUGAUUUUAUUUAUUUAUCCUAAUUUUUUUUUGUAAAUUUAAUUUCAUUAUUAUUCCCCCGAUUUCUUGUCGGAAAACCGCUUUCGCGUAAUAACCUCCGACACAAACACCAGCUCGUGACAUCUUCUUUCAAAAUUCAUUGUCGUUUUCUUUUCUUGAGUUGUCUCUGUCUCUGAAUUUUCAUUUUUAUUUUUUCUCUUGUUCAAAGCGGGCUACCGUGCGCCGCGGUGCGUAGUUUAAUUAGUUUUUUUUUUCUCAAAAUCGAGGAGCGCGUAGCCUACACGCGGAUUUGAUAUUUUUGAUUUGAUGGUUAUGAUGAUAUUGACGAAGAAGAUGGCGAGUGAUUGGGGAACAUGGGAGGAGCUUCUCCUCGGCGGCGCAGUGCUACGUCACGGAACCGACGACUGGACCGUCGUCUCCGAAGAACUCCGUUCUCAUUCUAUGUCGGGGAUUUUCACACCUGAGAUAUGCAAGGCUAAGUACAAGGACUUGCGUGAACGUUAUUUGGGAUGCAAAUCAUGGUAUGAAGAGGUUAAGAAGAAACGAGUAGCUGAGCUUAAGGCAGCUUUACUUCAGUCCCAAGACUCCAUUGGGUCGUUGGAAUCAAAGCUCCAGAGUCUGAAAUCAGAAAGCAAUGUUGUUGAUGAAAACAAUGAUUAUUAUGAUUCAAGCCGAACAUUAUCCCUCGAACCCUCCCCCAAGUCUGAAGGCGGAGGUGAAUGCACCAGCAAAGACUUGUCAUCAGUUGGUAGUUUCACACAGCAAGAUCUCACCACGACCAACUGGUCAGAAGCAGCAGUAAAAGAGCAAGAAGACAAGAAGAGUAAUAAUAAUCUGUUACUACAUGCCGACAUUUUUGAGUCCAUGUACGGAGGAGGAGGACAAGUGCUUCCGAGUAUGAGGAAGAAACGAGGCAAAAGAAAACGAAAAGUUUGCAGCGCCAGUAAAGAUGUUGAAAACAAUCUGCUGGAUUCAUCUAACGUGGACAUUGCUAGCAAUUCUAGUACGAGUAUAGAAGCUGUUUCUACUAGCCGAGGCCAUGGUUUGGCUUUACCAGAAGAGCUUAUGAAGAUAUACAACACUAUCUCACACAACGAAUGUGCUCUUGUCUUCCGGAGACGGCUUGAUAGUCAGAAAAGGGCAAGGUACAAGAAACUGGUCAGGAGGCAUAUGGACUUAGACACUAUAAAAUCAAGAAUCAACGGUCGUUCGAUAUCUUCAGCUAAAGAGCUUUUCAUGGACUUUCUUCUGGUGGCUAACAAUGCAGCCAUUUUUUACUCUAAGAACACUCGUGAGCACAAAUCCGCUGUCUCCCUCAGAGACAUUGCCACCAAGUCUCUACGACACUAUUUGACACAAGACCAUCAUCCUCCUCCUAACAUUACUACAAGCACCAAGGUUUCGGUUCCCGCUUUGACAUCUAAAUCUCCUUCUGUCCGAACCAGCGUGGGAGUUAAAAAACCAAGAAAUGGGGCACACCCUCUUAAAAAGGUUGAGCAGGAUUUGGUGAAGACGACUUCAAGUGGUGGUAAAAAAAGGCUUGUACCAGAUUCACCACCAGUUGCUGCUGUGAAAUCCUCAGCGGCGGGUAAGAAAGUUACGGCGGUAGAGAGGAGAAGAAGAGAUGGUAAUAAACAAGUGAGCCGUGGACUUGAUUCUCCUGCAUUGACAGGGAGAAAGCGGAGUAGGGUGAGAUGAUUUUGUUUCGUUUUGAAGUGUUUGUUUCUUCGUAUGUUGUUGGUAGUUAGGCAGAAGAAAGCCUUUAUUUUUAUCUUUGUAGUUUUUAUAUGUGGGUCAGUUUGAUCUGCAGACAGAUAUAUACCCUCUGAUCACUGGUGAAACUAAUAACACCACCUAACUGUUUAUAUAAAAUGUUACAUCU